Durusdinium trenchii is the source of this 5917-nucleotide messenger RNA. Lineage: Eukaryota; Dinophyceae; Suessiales; Symbiodiniaceae. The record is from the annotation of a GenBank genome assembly.
UUUGUAGGAACUGACCGCCACAUCCUCAAAGAUCUCGGCAUGUGCAUGCUGGUCAGCGCUGUGCAUGCUGGUCAGCGUGAGUUAGCCGAUGGCGCUUCGCCAGCAGCUGCAGAAGCAGCUCUUUCAGGUGGGCGCAGAGAAGCAGCGGGGCAGCCUGUUCGGGCGACUGAAGCGCUCUGCCUCUGCAGAGGAGACGUUAACGAUCGUGGAUCACUUGCUCUAUGAAGACCUGGUCUUCCAUCACAGGCACUUCACCCUGCUGCUGAACUCCUUAGGGCGUCGCUCCCUUUGGAGGACGUCCCUGCAGCUCUUGCCAGAGAUGUGGCAGAGGGACUUGGUGCCCAACAGCAUCAGCUUCAAUGCGGCCAUGGACGCGUGCCAAAAAGGUGCGGCUUGGCAACAUGCCACCAGCCUGCUGAAGGAGAUGGAGUCUGAGGAGAUGGGUAUUCCAUCGCCCGAUGUGGUGAGCUACAGCACUGCCAUGAGUGCCUGUGCCAAGGCAGGCAACUGGGAGAUGACCUUGGGUUUCUUCGUUUCCAUGCAGCAACGCCUCCUGUCACCUGACGCGACGUCGGUGUCCAACGUGGUGACCGCUUGCAGCAAGGGCGAACAUUGGGAGUUGGCGAUCCAAUUGAUGGAAGACCAUCAGUGCAGGCGAGGUGAAAUGGACCUCGUGUGUCACAACGCGAUGAUCCAUGCUAUGUGCAGUGGCAAGCGAUGGCAGCAGGCGGUGGACCACUUUGACCAAUUGCCUUCCGCGGAUGUGGUGAGUUACAACACUACCAUGAUGGCGCUGAGUGAAAGCCAGGAAUGGCAGAAAGCUUUGGAGCUUUUCCAGCAGCUGAAAAGACAUGGGCCCUUGCCCACCACCAACAGCUUCAACAUCGCCAUGGAUGUGUGGUCGCAGCACGACCCCAGUGUGGACUGUGCGAAGCAGGUGGACCAACUCCAGGCGGAGAUGCACCGGAGCUCUGUCCCGUUGGCGCAGGACACCUACCGUAUCAUGAUCCAAGCUCAAGCGGCUGGCGGCCAUUGGCCGAAAGUACUGGCACUGCUACAGGAAGCUGGGCGCCUCGAACCAGUGGAACGUGACACAUCGAUCUGCGGCUUGGGCGUUUUGUCCAAGAUCCCUGAGGCCAAAGACAUCAUGCUGCAGCUGGCCAGGCAAGCGGAAUUGCUUCGCAAAAAGACGAAGGGAUCGCUGCGCAAUGCUGGCCAACGGCCUCAAGCCUUGCCUGGGGUGAGCCGGCAACGGCGCGAGGAGCUGGAUAUUGAAUCCUUCGGUGGGAUGCCUAAGGACUUGGGGGAGGAGCUCUAUAGGCCUCGGCUGCGACCCUGUGCUUGCGGAUGUGGACAGAUGGUCUUAGGGGAAUGGACCUGUGAUGGUGAGAUCGCACCUUUGCGCUCCAGUGACGUGCACGCUGCCGUGGCCCGAAGCGCGCCCCAGAUGAGCCUUGCCGAACAGCAAGCUUCCGUGGCACGGCUGACGCGGCGCAAGACCCCGACGACGUCGCCGUCGGCACAGGAGAAGACUCCAAGCCCCAGCCCCAAGAGGAGGAUCGACCGACAGAGGUUAGAGCUCAUCGCCUUACCUCGCGAGCUGCCGCCGCCGCCGAAGCCGCCGGAGCCCAUCAAGGCUCGACCAGCGCCAGCCCGGCCGCAGGCCGUGGCCACCAGCGCCUCUGAGCCUGUGCUUCACCCUGGGGCAGCCGCAUUCUUGGCUCCGCCGCGACGGAAGGUGGUGAAGCUCACCCCUCAGCGGUCCAUGCUGCCUGGCCUGGGCUCCCUGCUCUUCAAAGCCUCCCUGGUGCGCUCCAUUUCGAUGCGCGACGAGAAACAGUGCACUCUGACGACGUAUGGUACAGGUAUGGAAUGUUUAAUCCGCUUGGUCUCCACACGGAUCCGGCGUUGGGAUAGCCCAGUGGAGAGGAUGCGAUUAAUGACUGGCUGCAGCAGCGGGACGCAGAGCUCUUUGCCCCUUGGAGAGUCGCACGUCGUCCCGGCCGCGACCGCUCAUGGAAGACGGAAUGUCGAUCAUUCAGAUGAGAAGCUGCAAGACGUCGAGUUCUACGCAGAAUGGACUUCGCACCUGCUAUCAGCGAUUGCAAUCGUAUCGAGGAUUGGCACGGAUGGGAGAACUUUGAUUCAUAAAACUGUCAGCUGGGACUAUGUUGCAGCAGCAUGGUACCACGACACUGGAGUGGACAAAUGGUACCACAUCAUCACAGGAAGAUUCUGUGCAACGCAUCAUCCUGGAAGUGCGUUGAGCGCCACGUCAUUGCGAGCGCACAUGCAGGACUGGCUCAAUCGCCUUCAGGUGUUGCUGGACAAUGCCGUGGACGGAGAGCACAAAGCGUGGUUUCCAAAAAAGGACUCGCCAUCGAACAAGACCAAUGGUCAGUCGAUCAACGACCUGGCGGUCGCCCGGUACAAAGAAACCGGAUCCAUCGACCAAUUCUUGCAGGAGAGCGACCAAAAGCUCUUCGACCUCUUGGAGGAUUGGCUCUCACGCUUUCAGCUCUUCUUCUUGGACGGUCAGGCGGAGACGCCUCAUCAUGCCGAGGCGGAGAGUGCCUGCGGCUCCAAGCAACUGCGCAAUAAGGAUGGGGACUUCCCCUCCGAAAGCGGACGCAAAGAGAGCAACUUGCAGUCCUUCCAUGGUUUGAAAGCGCUUCACAACAGCAGCACUGGGAGCAGCAUGAACCUGGUGAACAUGUACAGCCUCGACGAGGAGGAGACGAAGGAGGUGAGCUGCCGACAGAUGUGCAUGGACAUGGACUGGCCCAUGCGUUCAGGCGAUCCGGUUCCUCCCUUGCCAUUCGCCUGGCAACGCUACCUGUACCCUUAUGUCUUCUCAUGGAUGUUCGAAGCCUUCUUUGGAUUUGUCAUCAUCAGCAAUUCCAUUUUCUUGGGCAUCCAAGUGGAACUCACGGCCAGUCACCCAGGAGCUCCUCCGAGUGAAGCCAUGUUCGUGAUCGCCUCCAUCUACACGCUGCUCUUCACCGUGGAGCUUCUUUUGCGUCUGUUAGUGGGUGGCGUGCGUACAUGUACCCAAGACUGGGCCUGGCUGGCACUAGAUAUUUUGGUGGUCGCCUCCAGCCUUAUGGAGUUCAUCCUGGAAAUCAUCCUCCGUGGUGAGGAACAGUCCGCCACGCAGAACGUCAGCACCAGCAUGCGCAUGGUCCGAAUUCUGCGGGUGGCCAAGAUCACUCGCGCGAUCCGAGUGGUGCGUUUGGUCAAGUUCAUUCGCUCAUUGAAGACUUUGCUGUAUUGUAUUGGGCGGACGUUGCGUGCGAUGGCCUGGUCGGGAGUUCUCCUGAUCAUGAUCAUUUUCCUGUUCAGCUUGAUCUUCACCGACAUUUGCACGGAGUGGCGAGUCGAUGAGGUCAAUGCCACCGAGGACCCAGCGACGUGGAAAAUCGUGACGGAACGCUUCGGGACCUUGGGCCUCUCUUGGCACACCUUGCCACUCUCCGGUGGCCUGACGUGGAUCGAAGUGUCGGACGCCUUGGCCCGAAUCUCGCCUCUGUGGCAGAUGCUCUUUGAGGUUUACAUUGCCUUCUGCCUCUUCGCGGUGCUUGGGCCAACGAUCGGCCCGUUCUGCCAGUCGGCCAUCGAAAGUGCCGAGCGCGAUCACGAGCUGAUUCUGCAGAACGUGGCACAUGAGAAGGCUAAGUACUUCCGUGCGGUGCGGCGGCUCUUCAACCAGCUCGACCGCAACGGAGAUGGAGGAGUGUCCAUCAAAGAGUUCAAGCAAGCCAUGAAGGACCCCUCGCUCCAUGCCAUCUUUGACGCACUCGAGAUCAGUGCAGGUGAUGCAUGGGCUCUCUUUACCCAGUUGGAUCGCGAUGGAGAUGCGGAGGUGAAUGUGGACGAAUUCCUCGAGGGCUGCAUGUUGUUGAAGGGGCCAGCGAGGUCCAUCGAUGUGAUCGGCAUCAAGAGAGACCUCAUGAGACUUCAAGACAGGAUGGAUACCUAUGUCAACGACGUGAGCGACGUGAAGCGCAUCGUGAGCCGACCCCUGAAGAUCUCCACACGGUCUAUGGAACAAAAGUUGAAGGGGCUAAGCAUAGCGUUUGACGCCGGGUUCGAGUCCGCGAGUCCGGCGGUGAGCGUGCCAGCUCUUAGCUCGGAAUCGACCUUGGAAGGUACCCGAGCCUCCAAAGAGACCUUGGAAGGUGCCGAGUUGACGGCCAAGGCGUUGCCCAACCGCUUGGCUACGGGCGCAGUGGUCGAGGAGGAGAAGAUCGUUGGAGUGAGAGGCUACGACCGUCUCAGCUACCGGAAGCUCCUGGGCGCUGGGCCCGAGCUGGGCUGGGUCAGUCUUCAAGCCAACGGCGUGCCACUUCUUCAGCUCCUGCCACCGGCACCCGACCUGCCGCGCGCGCGCACGCUGCGGCGGAGAGGAGAGGACGAGGCGCCAGGCUCUCCUGCUUGGGUCGAGGAGACCCGCUACCGCGAGAUUGCAUCGAUCCGUUUCAUCUUGGAUGCGCCCUGCGAGGAGGUGGCUGUCGCCCUGUCUGCUGCACUCCACGGCGCUCCCGGCCGCAUCGACAUGCAGCGGGAGAUCUUUGCUGCAGGGCAGCUGCAGCUUCGAGACCCACCAGAGCAAGAACAGACAGGCCUACCACUGCCCGUGCCCAUGUCGCCCCAAUGGCGUGAGACCGCCUUUGCCACCACGGACUUCUCCGAAGAAACCGUUUGGAAUGGCAGCGUGGGCAACUCCUCAGCCUCCUUUUCGCUGGGCCUGAGACCUCUCUGGAGUGAUGAGCUUUGCACCUAUCAGGAGGAGGCUUCCGAACUGGAGGUGGUGGUGAGAGCCAGUCGCCCUGGCCGCUCCCCGGCCUUCGAGUUCAGCUGCCCCAGACGCAUCCGCUCGGUGAUCCGCGUCACCGAAGAGACCUGCGAGCAUCCACAGAAGUUGUUCCACCUUCAGGUCCUUUGCAGUCGCAUUAAGGAGGCCAUCAAAUUAUCCUUUGACGAGACGCAACGUGAAGCCCUAGGACUUGCGUAUGACCUCGACAGCAUCCACUGCAGCUGCGGUGUGCGGCCCACCUCUGACGGUCGCGCAGAAGUGUUCCGGCAGCUCUUCGGCGGCUCCGCGCUGGCUGAGACGCAGCCGGGGCCACGGCCAACUGGGCGCCCGGACUUCGAUUACGAUCCCAUUGCGUUGCUGGCAAGUCAAGUCCUGUAUAUGUUGGACAUCGAAACUCGGGUUUGGGCCUCCAUCCAUGGCUUUCCUUUGGUCGAGCUCUGGCGCGGUCUUCGUCGACCCUUCCAGUGGGCAACCUUCUCCGCGCUGAGCUCUGCCGCGUCACACCUCUUCGCGCUGGGCUCCGCGGCGGACGCGGCCAAAGAGCUCCGACAGGGCGACAUCUUUGACAUGCGGGUGGCAAAGGAGCUCGAGCAACUGGUGCCCCACUGCAAGAACGAGAUCGGCAAGAAGCAGGGCCAAUUCACGGAAGGCUCGGUGGACGUGGUCAGCUUCGCAGAGCUUUUGCAGCGGAUUUGCCGCCGUGCCGACCCCCAGGCCGAUAUCUACCGCAGCUUCGCCGACCUGGGCAGUGGCCGCGGCCAUGCGGUGCUGGCGGCGCACGCGCUGUUUCCCUUCCGGCACUGCGUCGGAUAUGAGAUUGACAAAGAAGCCAUGGCUGCGGCCUACAAGGAGUGGAUUGGUCAUGGAUGCCAAAAGCUCCAUGAACCCUUUGAAGCUCCUGGAAGCCUCGGACUUUUUGCAUCCAAUCAGCUCCAGUCACUGGACCUCGGCCUCGGUCGUCUUCGCCAACGGCGUCACCUGGCCCUCGGAACUUCUGGCCGAGAUUGGUCAAUUGGCCUUAAAGCUGAAGAAAGGUGCAGUCUUGGUCCUAGUGGCCCGACGCUUGCCAGCGGACGACUUGGAGCUCCUGCAACGCUUUGA